This is a messenger RNA of Aspergillus clavatus NRRL 1, 282 nucleotides long. RefSeq names its product putative NADH-ubiquinone oxidoreductase 14 kDa subunit. Lineage: Eukaryota; Fungi; Ascomycota; Eurotiomycetes; Eurotiales; Aspergillaceae. The coding region runs from base 1 to 282 and encodes 93 amino acids. The transcript has 2 exons. The record is from RefSeq and is a predicted model, not a curated record.
AUGGUUCACAAAGUCCUCUUCUGGGGCGGCUUUGGCAUUGCCGUCCGUCUCUGGCAGCUCGGAAUCGAAAUGCGCCCUAUCCUCGCCAAGGAGUCCCUCUGGGUGUACCCUUUGUUCGCCGGUGUUGGUGGAAGCUUCGGAUACUGGCUCCAGGGUGUUGAGAACAGACAGCUCAAGAUGCUCGCACAACGGCGGGAGGCUAUCUUGGAGAAGCGUCGGAGACGGGACGAACGCGAGGGCACAUUGAGCGCGGCCGCCGGGGCACUCGCCGCAGCUUCGUGA